Melitaea cinxia (Glanville fritillary) is the source of this 2271-nucleotide messenger RNA. RefSeq lists its product as uncharacterized. Gene Ontology annotation, molecular function: DNA binding. The coding region runs from base 1 to 2271 and encodes 756 amino acids. The transcript has 2 exons. Gene Ontology annotation, biological process: DNA recombination; DNA integration. Lineage: Eukaryota; Metazoa; Arthropoda; Insecta; Lepidoptera; Nymphalidae. The record is from RefSeq and is a predicted model, not a curated record.
AUGGAAGACCAUAGGACAGUGACUAAACUUCUAUCAGUAAAUGCUUUUAUGGCUACUAUUGAUCUUAAGGAAGCAUACUUUUUAGUCCCCAUCGCCAAAAGUUGCCGCAAGUACUUAUGUUUUGCUUUUGAUGGUAAAAUCUAUCAUUUUAAUGUCUUACCAUAUGGUCUAUCUGUUGCUCCACGUAUUUUUACAAAAAUAAUGAAAGAAGUUAUGAAUCAUCUGAGGUCCAAGGGUUAUAGAUCUGUUAUAUACCUUGAUGACAUUUUAUGCAUCGGUGAUACGUUCAGUGAAUGUGUCAGAAAUGUCACAGAAACAUUAAAUUUAUUAGAGCGCUUAGGUUUUGUCGUUAACUGGGAAAAAAGUAUGUUAUUGCCCCAACAAAACUGCAGGUUCUUAGGAUUCACGUUUAAUACCGUUGAAAUGUCACUAGGCUUGCCCGUAGACAAGAGAAAUAAGAUCUCUAAGUUGAUAAAUAUUUAUUUAACGUUACCAAAAUGUACAAUUCGAGAAUUUUCACAACUAAUUGGUGUACUUGUAGCAGCAUGCCCAGCUAUAAAAUACGGUUGGCUAUACACACGAAGUCUCGAAAGAGCAAAAUUCUUAGCCUUACAACAGAAUGAUGAUUACAGUACAAAAAUUAAGCUUUCUAAGGAUAUUUUACCUGAUCUACGAUGGUGGAAUAAUAACAUAACUUCGUCUAAUAACUCUCUAAGACCACAAGAUCAAUUUAUGUUAGAAAUAUUCUCAGAUGCGUCGAAGACGGGUUGGGGAGCUUUCUGUAAUGGAAAUCGGGUAAAUGGGGGAUGGAAAGACAGUGAACUUUCCUUACAUAUUAAUUACCUAGAGCUAUUAGCUGUAUUCAUGGGACUUAAGUGCUUUGCUAAGAAUCUUUCAAACGGCUCUAUUCUGUUACGUGUAGACAACACAACAGCAAUAUGCUACAUUAAUCGAAUGGGUGGAAUUCAAUUCCCACACUUGAAUGAUCUAGCUAGGUCUAUUUGGCAGUGGUGUGAGAAGCGCAAUAUCUGGUUAUUUGCUUCAUAUAUAAAUUCUCAAGAUAACAUCGAAGCUGACCAAGAAUCUAGAAAACUUAAUAUUGAUAUAGAGUGGGAACUUUCAACAUGGGCAUUUAAUAAUAUAAAGGAAACGCUAGGCACACCAGAUAUUGACUUGUUUGCCUCUCGAGUCAAUGCUAAAUGUCAACGGUAUAUAUCGUGGAAAAAAGACCCAGACGCAAUCUCUUCACCCGUUGCACCAGACCCUUACCCUGGCAGCUGUGAAGCUCUCCGGUACGCCUUUAAGCACCGCAACGUUCCAAGCGUAGCUCUCGAUCUGAUGAUUUCCUCAAUAUCAGCAAACACUUUAAGACAGUAUAACGUUUCUCUUAAACUUUGGUGGCAGUUCUGUCUGGAACAAAGUCUUAAUGUACUAGAUACUUCAAUAGAAUCAGUAAUAACAUUUCUUACGAAUCAAUUUUAUAAUGGUAGUUCAUACGGCACUAUCAAUACCCAUCGUUCUGCACUAUCGUUAUUCUUAGGUAACCAUGUAGGCUCCGAUGAGAGGAUUAAAAGGCUGUUAAAAGGCAUUUUUAAGCAAAAACCCUGUCGCCCUAAGUAUAUUACUACUUGGAAUCCCCAAGUAGUACUAGAUUACAUUUCUCAGUGGGUUCCUAAUAAAACCCUGAGCUUAGAACGAUUAACUAAAAAGGUGACUGUUCUCUUAGCAUUAUGCACUGCUCAUAGGGUACAAACCUUGUCUCUGAUAAAGAUUGAAGAUAUCAUAAAAUCUUCCGACGGAAUUAAAAUAUUAAUAACCGAUCUGAUAAAGACGUCUUCAGCUGGUAAAGAACAGCCCCAUUUGUACUUACCUUUCUUUAAAGAAAACCCUAAUAUAUGUCCUGCUAUGGCUUUAGAAGAUUAUAUGUAUAUCACGAAAGAUUUAAGACCACCCAAUACAAAAACUCUUCUUAUUACAUAUAAAAAGCCUUAUAGAAAAGCAUCCUCUCAGACUAUUAGCAGAUGGAUUAAGCAGACAUUGGCAGAGGGCGGGGUCGACGUUGGCGUGUUUAGCGCGCACAGCACGCGACACGCGUCCACGUCGGCGGCGGCCUCUGCUGGCGUCUGUAUUGACGUAAUAAGAAGAACUGCUGGCUGGUCAGAAUCUUCCAAAACCUUUGCAAAAUUUUAUAACCGCCCAAUUUCAGAUACUGUAUCUAGAACAGGCAGGCUAUUUGCUGAAUCAGUGUGUCAAAUAGUUACAAAUAAUUAA